GUUUACUAUACACUAUAUUAUAUAUAUUAAAAUUAAUAAAUAAUAAAAUGGAUAAUAGACCAAAAAGAGAAAAAAAAACAAUUACAGAUAAUUCAACUUUAAAAUCUAUUGAAUUAAUAAGGAGGGCGAGAAGCACAGGUGAAAAAAGAACAGCACAAUUACAAAAAGAAGAUGAAGAAAAGAAAAAACAAGAAGAAGAAGAAGAAGAAGCCAAGAAGAAUGAAACUGAAUUUGAUAAAGAAGAAAGAAAGAGAAAAAAUAGAGAUUUCAUUGAAGGCGAUGAUGGAUACCGUGAAAAGAGUGACAAUGAAAACGGUAGUGGUGAUGAUGAAGAAAACAGCGAAGAUGAUUUCGAUGACCAUGACUUGGAAAACGAAGAAAAUGAUCAGGAUUACAGUAGUGAAGAAGAAGCUAUAGAAGUUGGCCGUAAAAAGAGAAACAAAAAGAAAACUAAACAAGAUGGUGAAAAUGAAGAAAAGAAACCAAAAGCUAAAAGAGCCCCAAGAAAACCAAAAGAAAAACCACAACCUGAAAUACCAAAAAGAAAUAUUAUGGAAUUUUUAAAUCCAACAGUAAAAACAAAUGAUACAGGUUCUUCAUUCUUUUUUGAUAAAUUAAAAAAAGAUUCAACAAAUACCACUUCUACAGCCAAUAGUUCAAAAUCAACAAAUGGAGAAUUAGAUUUUGAUGCUAUGCUUGAAGAUUUACAAAGUGCUCCAGUCGAUGAUCUUGAUAUUGAACAAUUAAAAGUUAAACAACAAGAAAUGGAAGAAAAAUUAAAAAAAGAAAAGGAACAAAAAGAAAAAGAAGAAAAAGAAGAAAAAGAAGCUCAAGUAUCAAUUAAAGCUGAACCAUUAGGUUUAGAUGAAGAUCCAGAAUUUGAAUUUGAUAUGGAAUUUAGUAAUCCAGCUCCUCAAAACAAUAUAAUCAUCAAAAACACACCCUCAACCAAUACUAAUAAAGCACCAAAAAUUACAUUACCAACUAAACAACAAUUUAUUUCUCCAAAAACUCAAGGUGAUGAUUGGUGGAGCAAAUCUGAUGAUAGUGUUGUCUCUGUAAAGAAAUUGGAAGAAAUUAUGCCAACCAACGCAGAUUUAGUCGAAAAGAAUAAGGAUGGUUCAUUAGAAUUCUUUUUAUUAUCAACUGAAGAAGACAGACAAGGUAAAAUUAUUUUAUUUGGUAAAAUUAAAACAAAUACUACAACCGAUAAGAAGAAAGAUAAGAAAUCAACCACCUCUACCGCUACUUCUGGGGACAAAUAUUCAUCAUGUUGCAUUUUCGUUGAAAAUAUGAUUAGAAAUGUUUUCUUUUUACCAAGAGAUUAUAUUUUAGAUGAAAGUGGUGAAUCUACAACUAUUCAAACAACAGAUGAAAGGAUUGAAAAGGAAAUUAAAUCGUUAAUGGAAAAAAAUAGAAUCAAAGACUAUAAAAUUAAAAAAGUAAAGAGAACAAGUGCUUUUGACUAUCAAGUUGCCCACAAAAAUUUACCCAUCUCUGAAGAAUUAAAUGUUUGGAAGGUUUCAUAUCCAUCAACUCACCCAGCCUUACCUAAUGAUAUUCAAGGUUCAACAUUUAGAUGUGCUUAUGGUAUUACUUCAUCACCAAGCGAACUUUUCCUUCUCAAGAGAAAGAUUAUGGGUCCAUCUUGGUUAACAAUCUCAGCUGGCUAUCAAAUGGAGUUUUCAAUUGGUCAAAAGAAAUCAUAUUGUCGUUAUGAAAUCAAAACUAAAUCUUUCAAAGAUAUUACACCAUCAAAAGCCAUCAAACCAUCACCACCAUUAGUAGUAAUGAGUAUUAGUACCAAAUCUCUUGUCAAAGAUUCCUCACACGAAAUUGUAAUGAUCAGUGCAGUCAUCCAUGAAAAAAUUAGUUGUGAUGGUCCUACCCAAGAAGAAAGCAACGUCAAAUUUAUUACUGCCAUCCGUCCAUUAAGCGGUAAAGUUUUCCCACCCGAAUUUCAAAAGAAAGAUUCAACCAAUCAAAAUCUAACCAUCUGUACAAGUGAAAGUAAUCUUUUAUCAUUCUUUUGUGACACAAUUUUAAAUAUAGAUCCAGAUGUUUUAGCUGGUCACAAUAUUGAUGGCUAUGAUAUCGAAAUAUUAUUUGACCGCUUAGAAAAAUUAAAAGUUAUUCAAUGGUCUCAAAUUGGAAGAUUAAGAAAGAGAAACUUUGAUAAAUAUAAUACAAUUUCAGGUCGUUUAAUUUGUGACUCUUAUUUAGUUUGUAAAGAAUUUUUACCAAAAGAAAAGAAUUAUUCAUUGGUCGAAUUAUGUAAAUCUCAAUUAGGCAUUGAAAAUAAACAAGAAAUUAAUUACCUUGCUAUUGAACCUUAUUACGAUACCGCCAAAAAAUUAAAUAUUUUUAUUGAAAUUAAUGAAAAUGAUUGUUUUGUUAUAUUUAAAUUAAUAUUUAAAUUACUUGUAUUCCCAUUAACAAAACAAUUAACAAAUUUAGCUGGUAAUCAAUGGAAUAAAUCAUUAAAAUCAAAUAGAGCAGAAAGAAUCGAAUAUUUAUUAUUACACAACUUUUAUGAAAAGAAAUAUUUAUUACCAGAUAAAGUCUAUCAAUCAAUAAAGAAAGAUUCAAGUAAUAGUGGCUAUAGUGGUGGUCUUGUAUUAGAUCCAAAGAUUGAUUUUUAUGAUCGUUAUGUUGUAUUAUUAGAUUUCAAUUCAUUGUAUCCAUCCAUUAUUCAAGAGUUCAAUGUUUGCUUUACAACAAUUCCACGUGAAAGAAGAGAAGACGGUAAAUGGGUCGAAGCUGAACCACCAUCGUCCAGUAUUAAAAAAGGUAUAUUGCCAACUGUAUUAAAAUCUCUUGUUGGCAAAAGAAGAGAGAUUAAAAAGAAAAUGGAAAAUGAAAAGAAUGAAACCCAAAAGAAACAAUUAGAUAUUCAACAACAGGCUGUAAAAUUAAUCGCCAAUAGUAUGUAUGGUUGUUUAGGUUUUUCAAACAGUCGUUUCUUUGCUUUGCCAUUGGCCGAAUUAGUUACUCGUAAGGGUAGAGAAAAUCUUCAAAAGGGUGUUUCUAUUGUCGGUAAAAUGAAUUAUGAAGUAGUUUAUGGUGAUACCGAUUCCUUAAUGGUUUAUACUGGUGUUCCAACAUUCAACGAAGCUGAAACCAUUGGUAGAGAAAUUCAAAAGAAAAUCAAUGAAUCUUAUAGAAACAGUGUUAUGGAAAUUGGUCUUGAUGGUAUCUUUAAGAGAUUAUUAUUAUUUAAAAAGAAGAAGUAUGCCUGUCUUAAAGAAUAUCGUAUUGAUGCCAAUACUACCGCUACCGAAAGAGAAAACAAAGGUUUAGAUAUCGUUCGUAGAGAUUAUUGUGGCUUAACUAAAGAGAUGGGUCAAUAUCUAUUGGAUCUAAUUUUAUCUGGUGAAGAAAAGAUUGUACUAUUCACUUUAAUCAAAGAAUAUCUCGAAAAGACUAGCCAAAAAUUAAAAGAAAACUCUUAUGAAGUCGAUAAAUUUGUAAUCACAAAAACACUCUCCAAACCAAUCGAAGACUAUAAUGAUGCUGAUAUUCAACCACAUGUUCAAGUAGCUAUCCUUCAAAAAAAUAAAGGUCAUCAUAUCCAAGUUGGUGACCAAGUACCUUAUGUAAUCACUAAAGGUGAUAAAGAAUGGUACCAAAGAGCACGUGACCCAAAAGAUGUAGAGUCAAUGGAAGAUAUUGAUACUGAUUGGUAUUUAUCACAACAAAUCCUACCAUCUAUCCAACGUAAUACUGGCCCAAUCGGAACCGAAGGUGCACAACUAGCAACAUGGUUAGGUAUGACCAAUACCAAAUAUCAAAGACCAGAUUCCGCAGCAUCUGCCCAAAGUGAAUAUGAUAAGAAUCGUCAAAUUGUUUGGUCUUCAGAAGAUUUUAGAUAUAAACAGUGCAAAUCAUUCAGUUUCGAAUGCCCAUACUGCUACAAUGAUAACGAAUUUACAUCAGUCACCAAGGCCAAUAACGAUGACCAAAUUAGAUCAGGUUUCGAUUGUGCCCAUUGUAAUGCUAAAGUUCCUAUUAAAAAGCUUUUAAAUCAAUUACAAAUCAAUAUCAGAAACUAUUUAAAGCAAUAUAAUAAUUGGGAUCUUCAAUGUACCGAAUGUGAAAAAGUUUCAAAAUCAUAUAAAGAAAACUCAUAUCGUUGUCAAAGACCUCAAUGUCGUGGUAAAAUGAUUCAAUCAAUGACAAGUUCAAAACUUUUUAAUCAAAUUAGUUACUUUUUAAAAUUAUUCAAAACCGAUCAUGUAAACAAUUUGUCCGAUUCAAUCCCAGUUGAAGAUCAAAAUAUAAUCAAACAAGCCAAACAAAUUAUAGAAUCUUUCCUCUCCAAAUUUGAACAAUAUAAUGUAGAUUUAUCAUCACUUUUAUUAAAAGAACAAUCACUUUCUUCAUUUAAUGGAUUUUUAUUAAAUAAAAGAAAUAAUAAUAACUAUUGAAUUAAUUAAUUAAUACCAUUAUUAAUU
This is a messenger RNA of Dictyostelium purpureum, 4454 nucleotides long. RefSeq lists its product as uncharacterized. Gene Ontology annotation, biological process: leading strand elongation; mitotic DNA replication initiation; DNA replication. The transcript has 4 exons. The record is from RefSeq and is a predicted model, not a curated record. Gene Ontology annotation, cellular component: alpha DNA polymerase:primase complex. NCBI's taxonomy places the organism in Eukaryota, Evosea, Eumycetozoa, Dictyosteliales, Dictyosteliaceae. Bases 48 to 4427 code for a protein of 1459 amino acids. Gene Ontology annotation, molecular function: chromatin binding; DNA replication origin binding; single-stranded DNA binding.